CUAAAUCUAUAUUAAAUACUACCUAGACGUGUCUAUGCUAGUCAAUUGUCGACAGUUCCUUCUGUGAUACACACCAUGGAGCGUACACUCAAACUUCUUGCUGUUGUUCUUGUACUGUGCCUGCUCGAAGCGGAAUGUUCACCACAAAUUACAGCAGGGCAAUCUGCGACCACGCUAGAACAGCGAGUUACUGCACUGGAGAGAGAAAUCGGUGGACUUCAGACACAAAAUCAGCAGCUGGUGGUUUGUGUUACGAAUAUGUCGUCUGACCAGUCCGACACUGUCAAAUGUGCAAGGAAAAUCGUCACGGCAGGCAUCUCAUAUGGACGGAAUGUGAUGUUUUCCGCCCAACUGACCCACACACUGUCCAGCGUUGCUGUAGAACAAGGAAUAGUGUUUGACAGUCCUGUAACUAAUGUUGGGGACUGUUACAGCGGUCAUACAGGAGUAUUUACCUGCUGUAAAGCCGGCACCUAUGUUUUCUACUGGAGCAUUUAUACAACCGGAUCACACUACGUACAAACUGAGCUGAUUAAGAACACUUCCUCCAUAGCAAUCAACCGCUCAGGUGAUGCCAACUAUUAUUCCACUGGAACUAUGAUGGUUCUGCUUCAUCUUCAUUUUGGCGAUGAGGUUUGGAUCAGAGUAAAAUCCCGAAAUCCUGCUACUUCAAAUAUUUAUGCAGACAAAUCGUCGUCUUUCACAGGCUUUUUGUUACAAUGACCAGGCAUCAAAGGAAGACGAUUUGAAGCUUCUCGCCAGAUAGCAUAUAGGCCGGAUUUAUCGUAAUUUUUCGGUGUUCUGUUACAGUAAGAAGCUCUCAUGUCUGAAUCUGAUUAAUGCUGACUUGUUCGGAUCACUUUUGAAUGGCGUAUUGAACAAAUCGACAUGUAUAUUAUACGUUUAUGAAGGCGAUUUUACGUUUGGUGAUAUAACGUGUGUUGUACAUAAGUACUGUUAAAACACUAUUUUUAUGCGGUUUUUAAUUAGUGGGUACUUUAAAUCUACGAAUUUAGAGAUCAUGAAGUAAUUAUAAGUUUGACAUAAAGAUAUUCUCCGUAUGAAGGAAAAUCAUGAAAUUUGGGCCAAACGAAAAUAUAUGAUUUUCCAAUUUAUUACAUUUUCCUUUGCAGAUUGAUUCAAGCUUGAGAUAUGGAAUGUAUGGAAAGAUAACUUAAGUUAGAGAUAUCAGCACUUUAUUAUUAUCACAAUAUUUUUCAUGAUUUACCACAAUGUAGGUUAUUCUUAUUAACAUCGUACUCUCAUAAUCUUUAAUUUAUUCAUCACAAAUUCCUUGAGCCUUUAUGCAGACCUCAGUUACACCCCUGGGAACACCGGGGAGAACAUUUUACAUCGCCCUAUGGUUAAUACAAUGUUACUCCACCAUUGCAACGAACCUACGCCACCUCAUAUCACAAAUAUAGGUUUUAAAAUAAAAACAAGGUAUACGAAUGUACAACUUGACUUCGUUUAUAUCAGGAGUUUUUUUUACAACCUCUACGUUGCAGUGUUUUAAAACAUUUGCCGAUGGGUUGUACCGCUUAUAAGCCGGAAGACCCCUCCAGAUAGACCAUACUAUUGCAAAAUCGAGAAAAAAUGUUAGUGAACCAUACAAAACUUUGUCUAUCCGGAACAAAUCGUACAAAUCCUGGACAUACCGUUAGAAAUCCGUAAACUAAACCUCUUGUCUAUGUCUUUAAAGGAUUUAAUUUUAGCUUUUAACUUAAUUAUAAGACCCAUUCGAAUAACUCACACUUUUUAAACCGGGUAAAACCGUUAGUGAACCAUACAAACCUCAUCAAUCCAGAUAAAAUCGUACAAAUCCGGGACAAACCGUUAGAAAUCCGUAACUUUAACUUCGUGAUCUCUGUCUUUAAAGGACUCAGUCUAAACACAUCUCUGACAGAUCUUUAGCUCAAACCUACAGUUGCUUAACACGUUAUUACAUAACCAUAUACACAACCCCAUCUCUGUAAGCUACAGCUCUGAAUUUCCAAUAUUGUUCUCACAGUGGCGUUACUACGGUGGCUUAUAAGGGUCUAGACAAUUAUAAAGUCGAUGUAAGGUAUAUAGAUAUAUAAUAUACAUAUUUGUCAACUUAAAGGUAAAUUUGUUUACUUGUUUUUUGACGGCUUGUUGAUAUUAAAAUACAUGCCAACAGCAA
Messenger RNA from Mizuhopecten yessoensis (Yesso scallop), 2164 nucleotides. Its product is annotated as heavy metal-binding protein HIP-like. Bases 76 to 723 code for a protein of 215 amino acids. The record is from RefSeq and is a predicted model, not a curated record. NCBI's taxonomy places the organism in Eukaryota, Metazoa, Mollusca, Bivalvia, Pectinida, Pectinidae. Gene Ontology annotation, molecular function: protein binding. The transcript is spliced from 2 exons.